Thunnus maccoyii (southern bluefin tuna) is the source of this 1362-nucleotide messenger RNA. It is a transcript of the gene rnf181, whose product is annotated as ring finger protein 181. Gene Ontology annotation, molecular function: ubiquitin protein ligase activity. Lineage: Eukaryota; Metazoa; Chordata; Actinopteri; Scombriformes; Scombridae. Gene Ontology annotation, cellular component: cytoplasm. The transcript has 6 exons. The coding region runs from base 250 to 723 and encodes 157 amino acids. The record is from RefSeq and is a predicted model, not a curated record. Gene Ontology annotation, biological process: protein ubiquitination.
AAGAGAGAACAGGAGGAUGGUUUUAUACAGUUGAAAUGAGAGUAGAUGUGUGAUGAUGAAGUGUGGCAGAAACAGCAGAUAGGAGACAAUCAUGAAGAUAACAUAUGGGAAGAGGUUACCCGCUGUGAUUGGACAAAACACCACGUGAUUAGUAUCGUCAAACCCGGAAGAAUGACAAGUGUUUAUUGUUGCUAGCUCGCAUUUAAGGUAUCUUAAUGCAAAGAGGACACAAAGGUUGGCUGGACCAAAAUGGCAUCCUACUUUGAUGAACAUGACUGUGAACCCACCAACCCUGAGGAACAGUACCGCCAGAAUGCACUACUUGAACUGGCCAGGUCCUUGAUGCAGGGUUUGGACUUCAUUGACUCAGGUGCAUUCGACUUGUCAGACUGGGACCAGCGUCUUCCUCCUCCGGCUGCCAAAACUGCUGUUCAGACCCUCUCUGUGGUCAUUAUUUCCCCAGAGCAAGCAGAUAAAGGUCUGAAGUGUCCUGUGUGUUUGCUGGAGUUUGAGGAACAAGAGACUGUUCGAGAAAUGCCAUGCAAACACCUCUUCCACUCAGGAUGUAUACUGCCCUGGCUGGGCAAGACUAACUCCUGUCCUCUAUGUCGACUUGAAUUACCAACUGACAAUCCAGAGUAUGAAGAGUUCAAAAAAGACAAGGAGAGAAGAAAACAGAGGGAGCACAGACUGGAGGAUCUACAUGGAGCAAUGUACACAUGACAUGACAGUGCAGUUUGUGGCACAGUGACAUUUUACACAAAAAAAAAUAUGAAAAAAAAAGACUUCAGGAAAUGCAUAAUGUUGCAUUCAUGUCAUAUCGUACAGAAUGUAAUUUCAACCGUGAAAAUCAUGUCCAUGACAACCUCGUGUCUCAUCAUGAGUCAGAGUUAUAGUAAAUCUGACAUCUACAACAUCUCCCAAUUGGCAAAAAGUAACAUGAAAAAGCUUUACGCUUAAUUUCCAUUUAUCUGUUUUGACCACAAGGCAAGCAAUGAAGUAACCACCUGUAAUAAUGUGUGACCGCUCCCAUCAGAGCAACACAGGGUUUUCCUGUUGUUUCCAUUCAUUCGACAUGCCGUGAAUGCAGCAUCAGCAACGAGGUAAUUGAAAAUAGAAAAUGCUUAUUUCUAAGUUGGAUAAAUGCUCUUUUCUCUCUAGUUAGUAUGGAUAUAUAUUUUAAAAUGAGUAUGCUGUUGACAGCAGUACUGAGCACUCAGCAGCAUUUCAGUUUUUUCUCUUUAUUCCCUUUUUAUACAAAACUGUGAGCUUUAAAUGCUGAAACAAAAAAAGACCUUCUGUUCCCUUGUUUUUGUCUGAUUCAUAUGAGAUAUUUAAAGACAAAUAUAAUGACUUAUAUUA